Messenger RNA from Monopterus albus (swamp eel), 3739 nucleotides. RefSeq names its product transmembrane protein 39A (gene tmem39a). The transcript has 9 exons. Gene Ontology annotation, biological process: negative regulation of autophagosome maturation; negative regulation of autophagosome assembly. The coding region runs from base 470 to 1951 and encodes 493 amino acids. Gene Ontology annotation, cellular component: endoplasmic reticulum membrane. Lineage: Eukaryota; Metazoa; Chordata; Actinopteri; Synbranchiformes; Synbranchidae. The record is from RefSeq and is a predicted model, not a curated record.
UAUGGGGUACAUCUGUUUUCGCCAUUCCAGCCAUUUGUUUUGUCGAACUGCGGCUGCGCAUUGUCGUUUGAGUCGCAUAAUGAUGACGUCCACGGAGAGGCGGUGUUGGUUUGCCACGUCGGUCUCUACAUUUACACUGUUGAUCCUACAGCCCAGGUCUAACUUUUAAACCCGUUUUAUGGUUGUAGUUGGAGACAAAGCUAUCCCUCAGCAUUGCCGGUAUUGUCGUAACUCACCGCCACAUCAUUGGAGUCGGAGAUAUUGAAGCUGUAAGGCUUGAGAAAUGCUUGGUGCUGUGUGGACUCGUCUCACAUCGUCUGACUGAUGCAUCCUUGUUCGUCGCACCAAACGUAUGUUAUCCAUGUUGCUGGCCUUUCUGUACAUGGUGGCUCAUUGAGAAGAAGGGGGGCAAUCCAAGCAGCUCUUGGUUGGUGGGUGGCGUCUGUGGUUACCUCGGUAACUGGCGACCAUGCCAGGAGGUCGCAGGGGUCCCAGCAGACAGCAGCUAAGUCGCUCUGCUCUGCCAUCCCUGCAGACUCUGGUUGGAGGCAACCUCGGCAAUGGUACAGGCCUCAGAAACAGGAGCAGUAACUCUGUAGGUCUGUCUACGCCGCCACUCUCUGCCUUCAUUACUCCGGAGCCGGUCCGCCACUCGAGGAUCCCAGAGCUGCCAUUAGACAGCAGCCUGCUGUUUGAAUUCCUGCUCUUUCUUUAUUUGCUGGUGGCCAUGUUCGUCCAGUACAUCAACAUCUACAGGACGGUGUGGUGGUACCCAUACAGCCACCCUGCUACCUCUACCUCUCUUAACUUUCAUCUAAUGGACUACCAUCUGGCUAUCUUCAUCACAGUCAUGUUGGCCAGGAGGCUUGUUUGGACUAUAGUUUCAGAGGUGUCUCAGAGCAACGGCGGAUCACUGCUCCGCUAUGUGACUCUGAUCACAGCUCGGCUCUGCCUGCUGACUAUGUGUGGCUGGGUCCUGUGCUGGACGCUGGUCAACCUCUGCAAGAACCACUCUGUGCUCAACCUCCUCUUCCUGGGAUACCCAUUUGGUGUGUACGUCCCGCUCUGCUGUUUCCAUCAGGAGGGAGGGAAAAGCCAAGCGGUAUCGGCUGACUGCAGUUAUGCAUCUGACCACCAGCAGGCCGACCUAACAGAGACCCCGUUCUUUCGACCACGUGACUUCCUCUUUCUGUUACGAGAGAACCUCCGAGAGCAGUUUUCCAGCCCUCCGCACAUGCCCACUCACACCUGCCCACCACACACACACACGCACACACCAGAGCUGAUUCGAGCUGAGGUAGAGGAGCUAAAGGGUGACUUCAAUCGGCGAAUCAAGGAAGUGCUGUUCAACUCAUUGUUCAGUGCGUACUACGUAGCCUUCCUGCCUCUCUGCUUUGUCAAGAGCACCCAGUACUAUGACAUGCGCUGGUCAUGCGAGCAUCUGAUCAUGGUGUGGAUCAAUGCGUUUGUGAUGCUGAUGAGUCAGCUGCUGCCCCCCAGCUACUGCGACCUACUUCAUCGCUCGGCGGCUCACUUGGGCCGUUGGCAGAAACUGGAGCAUGGCUCGUACAGCAACGCACCUCAGCAUGUGUGGUCAGAAAGCACCAUUUGGCCUCAGGGGGUGUUGGUACGACAUAGUCGAAGUCUGUAUAAGGCAGUCGGACCCUAUAAUGUCGCUCUGCCCUCUGAUGUUUCCCAUGCGAGGUUUUAUUUCCUGUUCCACAAGCCAUUGCGGAUCCUGAACCUGCUGAUCUGGAUCGAGUCCAGUGUAGUUUUGUACCAGUUAUACUCUCUUUUGCGCUCUGAGCGCUGGAACCACACUUUGUCUCUAGGCCUGAUUCUCUUCUGCAACUACUAUGUCCUUUUUAAACUGCUCAGAGACCGCAUUGUGCUUGGCAGAGCCUACUCCUACCCUCUGUCCUCCAACAGCUUGGGGCUCAAGUCACAGUAAAAGGCUCCACAGCUGCAAACUCUGGAUGUGGAGUAGAGAUGGGUGGAGGUCUGGUGAAGUGGAAGGGCGGAGGGUUGCUUAUUGCUCGUGUUUGGAGGUUAAGAGACAGACUGAACUCAUAAUUGUGUUUUGAUACGGUUCUAUUUUUAAUGCAAUGUUUAUAUAUACCUAUUUAAAAGAAUAUUUUUAUUUUGUAUACUAUUUCAAGUUUUGCCGGGCAUUACCACGCUGAAGACAUUAGCAUGUUGAGUUAUGUUGUUGCCAGGCGAUAACUUUCACCAAAGAUAUUUUAAGUGCAGGUGGCUGAUCACAGAGCUGACUUGGCCUUGAUGGUCACUUAAACAAGAUGGGCAGUGGGAGGAAACAUGCCAGAAAUCCUGAAACCUGAUUUGGCUUAUAUCGGCUUCUACCUUGAGGCUCACCAGUCUUACAUUUGAAACCAUUUAUUGUUUUGGUUAACAGGAUGAUUUAAUCAUUUUAGCAUUGCUGGAGCAAUUUGUUGGCGUUUUUGCUGUCAUCGGUCCUGAGGGAAUAGUUCAAUGUUUGGGUGUCUCCACUUUUGGAUGGAGAGUUAAAUGAGAGGAUCGAUGACCCCUCUUAUGUUCGUACAGUAAAUGCUUUGUUAAAUUAGAAGAAAAAAAAAGUAUAAAAACAAUUGUUUGAGAUGUUACAGAGCAUUAUGUGCUGAGUUUUUUCGUAUAGAGCAUAUUUUUGAAUGACCAAGAUAUGGUGCAGCACAUAACCCAGCAUAACAGCAAAUUGUUUGUACACUUUUGUUUUUAUAGGUUUAGACAAAUUGAGAUUAGUUUGUUAAAGAGUACAGGCCGAUUUUGUACCAUUGUGGCAUAGCCAGGGUGGCCGUCCAACCAUUUCCAGUCUUUAUGCUAAGCUAAGCUAACCGGCUGCUGGCUGUUACUUCGUAUUUACCCUACGGACAUGACAGUGGUAUUGAUCUUCUCUAACUGUACCAGAAUGUGAAUUACCCCGAAUAGCCAACUACUCCUUAAAGCAGAUCCUUAUUGAGGACUUUUUCCACAAAAUCAGAUAAAACUUUGACUUGAGAUCAGUCCGUAUAAAAUUACCUUGGGUACUCCUUUCCACUGCCUCUGCAGAGAAUGCUGUAUACUUCCUCAUUCACCUUGUUACUGUGUUUUUACUAUCGGUAUCUGCUUGUUUCACAUCACUGGGUAUCUGGAGCGGCAGUUAAAUCCCCACUCUUUACAAACUUAAAGGAAGCUGCCACAAGUGAGAAGAGAUUGAGAUACUAUUGGCAUCCCUAAACUCCAAGCACACCCAAAAAAAAGUCAAAACAUGCUUUGACAGUGGGUGUUUUUAUUUUGUCAUCCAGCCCUGCCUGCCUGUCUUGGUUGCAGUUACUUAAACACUGUAAUGUUUGAAGGGCUGCUGCUGUUACCAGGCGGUAAUUAGAGUCAAAACCUUUACUGAUGUCUGACCACAUUUUGACAUGCUGAGAUCUUCUUUGUGUUCCAUAACACAUCAGGUUCAUCCCUUUGUGGACUGGAUACAGAUAACAGAAAGAAUGUGGCUAAUAAUAAAGGUUUAUGUUGGCAUGUCACAGGAUCUAAGCUCUCUCCCACUGAAACUGUGUCAUUGCCAUCGUGCUCCUACAUAGAUUUGAUAUCAGGGGAUGUUUAAUAAUGAGUGUUUAAUUGGUUAUGAAUGCAAAGUCAUUGUAGACAGCUGGAGGGGAAAGACUGGACAUGUACCUCAUUACCAGUUCUUGUAUUCUCAGUUACCGAAAUGGUAUUACAAACAGGUUGCCUUGCG